AUGUCUGCCGCCGAGAACAGCCCACCCCCCGAGACGAACCCGGAACCGAAUAUACCGGACCGCAAUGGUUUGACGCUGCUGAUGCUGGUGGCCGUCAUUCUGCUGCCGCUGGCGACCUGGUUUGUCUUACCCCUGGUUCCGCCGCUGGGGAGUCUACCCGAACUCUACACGGGAGGCACUUCGUACCCGGCGUCCCCCCUGCACUUCGAUCGCAGCGGGAGUCUGCAGACCGCGAGUGCGGAGGGUUCGUCAAAAGAACUGCCCCUGAUUACCAACGUGCAGAUUCUUGAUUUUGACGGCGACGGAAAAAACGAAAUUCUCGCCUGUGAUGCCGGCAAUAACCGGGUACUACUGAUCUCGAUAGAUAAUGAGGGAGUCCAGACGAAGCGCACGCUGAUUGAGGAUGUCGCUGCGCCCGCGCAUGCGACCGCCGUAGAUAUUGACGCCGACGGCGAUCUGGAUCUGGUGAUUUCGGUGCUGGGCAAUAUUCAACCCGAUGAUGGAGUCGUGGGCAAAGUCGAGCUGUUUGAACAGACGCAAGACGGCUUUGACAGACAUGUGAUUCUGGAUGAUGUCCGCCGCGUCGCCGAUGUGCAGCCGGGCGACUUCGACCAGGAUGGUGACCUCGACCUGGCGGUGGCUGUCUUCGGUUACAACCGUGGUGAAGUCCUCUGGCUGGAGAACCAGGGCAACUUUCAGUUUGUGGAUCACCUGCUGCAUCGGGCGCCGGGAACGAUUCAUGUUCCCGUGGCCGACUUUGACGGGGACGGCGACCUGGAUAUCGCGACGAUCGUCUCGCAGGAAGAAGAAGAGCUCGUGGCCUUUGAAAAUCUGGGCCAGGGAAAAUUUAAAACCCGGUCCCUGUGGAUGACGCCCAAUAUGGACCUGGGCAGUGCGGGUCUGAUUCAUGCCGACCUCGACCAGGAUGGCGAUCAGGAUCUGAUUCUCCCCGCGGGCGACAACCUCGAAGACUUCGAUGCCUACCCACAGCCCUACCACGGAUGUUACUGGUUUGAGAACACGGGCGACUGGAAGUUUAAGCAGCACCGCAUUUCAAACCUGGGAGGUACGUAUGCGGGGGAUGUGACCGAUCUGGACGGCGAUGGGGACCUGGACGUUGUGCUGGUGAGCAUGACGAACGACUGGUACACGCCGGGGAAUGCGAGCCUUGUCUGGCUGGAAAAUGACGGUCAGCAGAACUUCAAGAGCUGGCAGAUCGACAGUGAGCCGAUCCAUCUCGUCACGGUUGCAACGGGCGACCUGAACCAGGAUGGCCGGCCUGACAUUGCCGCUGGUGCGUUGAAUAUGCGGAAACCCUUUGAUCGUAUCGGCACCUGGUGCGGAUAUCUGUUCUACCAGCGGGCUGCACGCCCGGAACCGGUGUUGCCCGAAACGCGGCUGAUGGAUCCUUUGUUUGUAGAGGAUGUCGAACCACUGGUCACGCAGGUGCAGAAAAAUAAUGCGCCUUACGACUGGAUGCAGCUGGGUGAAGCACUACUGGGUCAGGGAUAUUACAGUCAUGCGGCACUCUGUUUUGAACAGGUCGCCCGGCUGAUGCCCGCGAGCCGACUGGCUGAGAGCCGCAUCGCAUAUUGCCUGGAACGGACCGGGCGCACCUCGGAGAGUACCGACAAAUACCUGAGUCUGCUGGAGACCGCAGAAGAGGGACGCGAAGGCGACCGCGAGCGGAUGCAGAUCCGCUAUGAAAUCGGUCGCAAUUAUCUGCGCGAGGAACAGACCGAUAAAGCGGAGGCCAUCUUCCGUGAAAACCUUGGUUUCCUGCCGGCCCGUUAUCAACUGGCCAAACUGUUGAUCCGCUCGGACCGCAUUGAGGAAGCACUGCCUUUGAUUCAGGAAUCGUUACAGCGGGUUCCCCAGUCACUCAAAUUCCGGGAACUGGAACUUCAGGCAUAUCGCAGACAAGGUGACAUGGACGCGGUCAACCGGAGUGCCCUCGCACUGGCGCGGGCCCAGCACUCAGUCCCUUUGCAUCCGGGUUCCGAUUUCAUCGAGCCCUAUCGAAUGCAGUACGGCAUCGAUCGACGGGUCGAAGAGUUCAAUCAGCGGAUUUCGGGAGGCACCCUGGAUGAGCUGGCGAGCGAACUGGAGCAAUUGAUCGAGCUGCUCGACAACCGCCCCACGACCCAUUAUCCGAUCUUCCUGAUGCGGCUGGCGGAAGUGAAUCUGCAGCGAAAACGUCCCGAACAGAUCGGCAAGACGAUUCAGCAGUUGAACGACCUGCAGAUCCACAACGCCGAGACCCUGCUCUACCAGGCGCAGUCUCUGGGGAUGCAGGACGAGUGGGAUCAGGCUGCAGAGCUGGCUCAGCGAGCAGCGCUGCUGACCAAAGAUCCGGACCUGCAUCAGCAGAUUGCGGACAUCCUGGAAAAGGCGGGGCAGGCGGAGGCAAGUAAGGCGGCACACGCACGGGCCUUGCGGCUCAAAGGGAUGCUGGCUUACCGCGAGAAUCAGCUCGCAGAGGCGGAAGCCCUGCUCGAUCAGUCAUUCACCCUGAACCCCGCAGAUCCCCAGGUAUGCCCCGACACGGUCGUGCGCGGCGACAACUGA
This is a messenger RNA of Symbiodinium necroappetens, 2568 nucleotides long. The record is from the annotation of a GenBank genome assembly. NCBI's taxonomy places the organism in Eukaryota, Dinophyceae, Suessiales, Symbiodiniaceae.